UUUAAAAAAAUUGAGUUUUUGGGUGGAAGUAAGGUGUGUGUGAUUUUCCAAUUCCAAUCUGGACCGCACAGUUGAAUAGUUGAUCCCCACCAGCCGAACCGGUCUUGUGUUGUGCGACGUCACGAGUAAACUCCACCGGACCACUGCACUGCUGAGAGUGAGAGCACUCGGCCGGCAGCCACCACCCCCAGUCAACUACCACCAAGCAGGACGAGUUGGACGGCUGAGCGGCAGCGGCCAUGCGGGGCGGCUGCUACGUCGGCAAGGCCACCAAGAUCUUCCUCGCCCUCCUCGCCGCCCUCGCCGUCGUCGGCGUCGUCCUCGCCUUCCGCGCCGUCCUCCACCGCGCCGCCGCCAAGUCCAGCUCAAACUCCGCCUCAUCCGCGUGCGCCGCCGCCGACGCGUGCCAGCCCGUCCUGCCCGACACCGACCCUACCGUCCAGCAACCCGCCACGGCCGCCCGCCCACCGCCCACGCCCGCUCAAAAUCCCACCUUUCCUUCCCCGGACGCCGCCACCUGGCCGCCGCCGCCGCCGCCGCCCUCGCAGCCAACGCCUGUGCCCGAGACCCCUCUACAACCCCCGCCGUCGCCGGUGCCGGUGCCCGUGCUCCCACCUCCUCAGCAGCAGCUGCCCCCGCCGGCACCAGUCGUGCCGCCCCCGCCGGCAUUCCCGUCACCGACGCCGCCACCGGCGGAGAUCGCGUCGCCCCCGCCCGCACUCGCGUCGCCACCGCCAGACCUGCUGCCGCCGCCUCCAACGCCACCUGCGUUGCCGUCCUCGCCUGAUGCGCCGCCGGCCGCCCCAGAGGCGCCCAGCCCGACGGCGUCUUGACUCAUCCUCGACGCCGACGAGCAGGGUAGAGCUGCUGCUGCACAGAGAGACGGAGAGGUGGAUUUAUUAGAGGAGUUAGCUGCCGUUGAUGUACUCACUGCUUGUGCUUGUUCAGUUUGUCUGAUAAUUCAGUUGGAAUUUUGUUGAAUUUUCAUCGUCA
Molecule: messenger RNA, 993 nt
Organism: Sorghum bicolor (sorghum)
Lineage: Eukaryota; Viridiplantae; Streptophyta; Magnoliopsida; Poales; Poaceae
Product: vegetative cell wall protein gp1
Exons: 1
Coding region: 240-833 (197 amino acids)
Source: RefSeq, a predicted model, not a curated record